AUGUCUUCUAAAAAGAUUAAUAAGAAAAAAGAGCUUAUUCAACAGAAAAAAAUAAUAGCUUCUAAGCUUUUGAAAAUUAGUCUAAAAUUGGACGAUUACAUUUACAAGAACAGCCCAAUUUCCAUACAAGAAGCUAAAACUUACGCACAAGAAAUCGCUCAACUAAAACUAAAAUGUACUGAUGUAAGAUCUCUCCAGGUUACAGAAAAGCUUACUUCAAUAGUAAAAAGUAUAAUCGCUGAACAAUCUUCAAAUGACGUCACUAGUACUGAAGAUACGAAUACUCCUUUACUAUUGCAUAAAGAUUCAGAAAGUAUUAAUGAAACACACCAAAGCAAUUACGUAAGAGAUCACACUAUCAAUAUUGAAAACGUUCCUCAAUCUGACAAAGGGCAUGAAAUUAACGAAACGUCUUCAAAUUUAAAUAUUUCAAAAGACGUUGAUAAUACGGCAGUGGCUCUAAAUGAUGUUAAAGCUGAAAACGUUAUUGUUGAAACUAAUACAGAAAACCUAAGUGAUAACCAUCAUGUAAGUACACCGAUUAACAAUGAGUCGAAAGAUAUGCAAAGUGAGCAAAUGGUUAUUGAGAAGAAUAAUAAUAAAAUAAAUCUUAAUGAAAUGGACGUAAAUCCUUGUAUACCUAUCGAAGACGAAACAAUAAAUAAUAAUAUAAAAGAAUCUGAUAAAAUAAAUAUCAAUUCAACUAUUAAAAAUAUUAACGAUAAAAUUAAUAAGCCCAUUUGUAAUAUUAAAAGUAAGCCUUCCGAAAAGAAACACCAAGAAAUGAUUAACCAAAAUCUCAAACCUAAAAAGAAUACUGUUCGUAAAAACAACAACAAAAUGGCGACGAACAUUAAAUGCUCCAAUAAAGCUUUAAAUGGAAAAAUCAACAAAAAUAUCACAAAAGCAAAUACGAAUUUUAAAGCACCUACAACAAAAGCCAAGAAGAAAAAAGAAAUAGUGGACCUAUCUUGGAUUGAGAACAUCAAAUACGUUAGAGAAAUAAAUGCAGACGAACAUAUCGUAACUAAUCUGCAGGAAUCUUUUUGGAGUAAUCUAACUAUGCCUGCAGAUCCCAAUUUUGAUUUUGAUGCAGAAUUUAUAUAU
Brenthis ino (lesser marbled fritillary) is the source of this 1107-nucleotide messenger RNA. Lineage: Eukaryota; Metazoa; Arthropoda; Insecta; Lepidoptera; Nymphalidae. The record is from the annotation of a GenBank genome assembly.